Molecule: messenger RNA, 2539 nt
Organism: Mya arenaria
Lineage: Eukaryota; Metazoa; Mollusca; Bivalvia; Myida; Myidae
Exons: 7
Coding region: 204-1136 (310 amino acids)
Source: RefSeq, a predicted model, not a curated record
UUAUAUUUUGUUUUAAAUAACAUGAAUUAAUGUUUAUUUUCAAACAAUAUUCGUAUUAUGUAAAUCUAAUUUAAUCAAUGGUGCACCAAAAAAACAAAACAACAGAAACAUGCACCCUAGAAACGAUCACAUAUCGCGAAUAUAUUUCUGUGUGGCAUAGUCAGCGUUAAGAAGUUCAUUUCUAGUUCAGGACUUUUUCCACUAUGGUGUUUAGCUGGAUUUUUACUUCGCUUGUGUGUGUUUUAACAGUCGGCUGGGCCCGGUCUGCAUGCGACCAGAGUACUUUGAACAGUGAAGCGACGCAGAACUGUGUCAAAGGUUUCUAUAACUAUAUCAGCCAGGUAAUGAGUUCCGUGUCGGAUCCCAGGGAGAUUGCCACCAUUUUCUGCUCGGCGGAGGGUCAGAGCGUUAUUGAAUGCAUGUUUCCCCUAAUGGAGCAGUGUCCGGAACUCAUGGCGAACAUGGGAGAUGGGGCGAUGGCGAUGCCCUCUCAGGCAGAUCUGCUGAAGGCCUGCAGUCAGAUUCCUUCCGGCCUUUGUUUGACAGCAAUGACGUGCGUAUCCAACGCUUCUCAUGCGGCUCGCAUGGGUAUUGACGAAAACUUUAGACCAGCUAACAACCUGACCUUCCUCCUUCCAUAUAUGGGAUUGUACUGCGGGCCCGUAAAGGAGCAGUUCGACUGUUUAACACCAGAAGUGGAGGAACAGUGUCAAAACCACACUGACCAGAUUAAGCAGAUGAUUCCCAUGUUAAACGCCGACAUGCAGUACGACACCCUAAAACUGCAUAUCAGAAAUGGAUGUAAAGACGUCCCAAAAGACAUCGGUACCAACAAAUGUGUAAAAGACCAUUUCGAAUCGGCGGCAUUUAUGGAGUGUAUGUCAAAAGUGAAAACCGACUACAAAACUGAAGUUGAGAUGAAGAGCUGUGGAGCCUCGGAUGCCCGCCUUAUGUGCCUCAAAGAAUCCGUCGAGAAGCCAUGUGGUAAAAGGUAUUACACCGCCCUAGCCACCAACGCAGACUAUUUUCUCUCGAGCAACCUUUUCACGUGUGACCGUUCCAUGAGCACAGCCCCGGUCGUCCGACUGUCUGCCGCAGCUUCGCUUGUAGCUGUAUUAGCUGCCCUUCUUUUGUAAACUCAUUGGUGCAUUUCGAUGUUUGAAUACAAAGGUGUAUCCGUACUAAAAACGUUUUGCAAUCUGACAUCAAGCAUAGUGAUCAUGAAUCAUCUGUUUAGGAUUUGUAAACAUAUUAUUUUAAUCAGAUUUACAUUCAGGUCUUGAAAUGUGCUCGUUUCGACUAGUUGGGUUUUAGUUUUUAACAAUUUGAAACUCUUUAUGUACUCAAGGUUAUGGAUCAGGGUUAAACAGGGUUAAAAUAUUUGGAAACACUAAGAUUUUCUAAAAUUUGGGAUUUUUGUUUCUAUUUGGUGAUGACAUUGAUUAGCUGGAAAAAUGGAGUUUGUGUCUGACAUUUUGAAAACGUUAUUGUAAGGAUAGAGAACCCGAAGCCUUCAGUUAUUCAAAAUCUGUGAAUUGGCCACAAAUCUAGGUUUCAAAUAGAAUAUGAUAUACUUAUCAAACGGAUAAUCUAACGACCACUGUUAAUACUGUUAAAUACGUAUAUUCUAGUCAACAAAUCAAGUCCGGUCAACUCUCAAAUGCAUGUAGAACAUCAAACUAUUAAGGUCGAUAAUACGGACACUGCAGUUAAGAUUCUAACGUUUAAAUUAAAUAUGUUAACAAACGUGGUAAAUAAUGAUUGUAAUAUUUAUUGCUGCAUUUCAGCUUGGAUUGUUUCUAAUAUUGCCUUCCAAUGUGUGAUCGAUUCGAAGUGUAUAAUUGUUAUUUCAAUGGCCAUUUCAAAUAUGUGUAGUUUAUACAUCGUAUUUUUGAAUGAUAUAAAUGAUAAAUCUGUAUCCUAAUUGCUUUGUAUGCCAACUAUAAAUACCAAUGGCAUUAUAUUCCUCUUACAUCAGAGAGGGUUUAGUAUACAAACAAAUAAGAGAUUAACAUAUAUAUAAAGAACCCUACGCUACAGGCUUGAAGUAAACAAACAUAAGUGAAAAAGGAAUUGUUUUUAAAAAAGAUUGUCCUCAGAGUGCCAUUUUUCCAGAAACAUGUGAAGGAUUGACGUGUGUCGAAGUUGGUGUGUUAUAGAAGAAAUGCAUUGAUUAUUAAUGGUUGAGUGAGGUUUUUAGGAAAAUAAAGACGAACAUUCCGAAUUGAUACGGACAAAUAUAUUUUAUAUGAUUGUUAACAAUGACCUUUUGUCUACUGCAAGCCUGCGAACGUGGUCUUAAUUCCAUGAGAAGAAGACGUUGGUAACUAAGAAAGGACAUAGUUUCCAAUGAAAUCAAUGGUUUUCAUAGUUGUUAAGGCCUAGUUUAAGCAUUCCUAAAGUGAUCCCCCUCCAUGUAUGGAACACAACUUCUGUUUAUUGAUCUUAAUCUUUAUUGCCUUGUGCUGUCGAUCUGAGUGUCAUGCUGUGCAGUUCUAAAGGUUUUAUUAUAGAAAUGAGCAAUAUAUUUUGUCUUUUA